Messenger RNA from Closterium sp. Yama58-4, 1449 nucleotides. Lineage: Eukaryota; Viridiplantae; Streptophyta; Zygnematophyceae; Desmidiales; Closteriaceae. The record is from the annotation of a GenBank genome assembly.
AUGGCGAACGUGACCGUAUGCGUUAGGUUCCGGCCCCAGAACAAGAUCGAGCUUCACGAAGGCGGGCUGAUCUGCGUCGAGAAGAACUGCGACCAAUCGUUCUACUUGAAGGAUGAGAAGGACGAGAAGACGCUGUUCACGUUCGACCGGACCUUCUACCAGGACUCGACGCAGCAGGAAGUUUUCAGCUACGUCGCGCUGCCCGUCGUUCAGGAUUCGCUUUCGGCAAUCAACGGCACGGUGCUCGCUUAUGGUCAGACCGGAGCGGGCAAGACGCACACGAUGGAGGGACCCAACAUGCUGAUCGACGAUCCCGAGAGUUCCGGCAUUCUCCCGCGCGUGGCCAAGGAGAUCUUCGUGCGAAUCAAUGCGUCGGACACCCCCAGCGAGUACAAAGUCGCUCUCUCUGUGGUUGAGAUUUACAUGGAGCGGAUCAGGGACCUGUACGACGUGUCAAAGGACAACCUGGUGGUGAAGGAGGACCAGACUCGAGGGAUCUCCAUUGCUGGUGUGACUGAGAUAUAUGUUGAAGGCGAGAAGGAAAUGCUUCAGCUUCUUGAGGCGGCAAUCAAGAAUCGGGCUGUUGGGGCGACCAACAUGAAUCAGGGAAGUAGCCGCAGCCACUGCAUGUUUCUUCUGACAAUACAACGAACCUCUGCUGAUGGGAGCAGCUCGCAAGUUGGGAAGAUCUACCUUGUGGAUCUGGCUGGCUCGGAGAAAGUUGACAAGACAGGGGCAGAAGGACGGCUGCUGGAUGAGGCCAAGAUGAUCAACAAAUCUCUCUCUGCUUUGGGGAAUGUCAUUAACGCCCUCACAUCCGAUAAGGCUUCACACAUCCCUUACCGUGACUCCAAGCUCACUAGGAUACUGCAAGAAUCACUGGGUGGAAAUUCGCGUACAACUCUACUGUGCUGCUGCUCCCCUUCCACUUACAACUAUACAGAAUCCGUAUCCACUGUUCGCUUCGGCUUAAGAGCGAAGCAAAUCAAGAACAAGCCUGUCGCCAAUAGAGAGGUGGGGCGUGGGGAGCUCCAGCGUCGCUUGCAGGAAUCGGAGCUGGAGUGCGAGUUGCUAAGGCAGCACAUUCAGACCUUGACCCUGGCCAUUCAAAGGCUUCCCGGUGGAGAUGAGGUAACGAGGGACAUCGGAGAUCCAAUCAGUGGAAAGACUUCAGGAUCCAAUAACAGCCUGAAGGAAAGCCAAAUGCUUGCUGCGUGCAUUGAGGGGUUGCAUGGAGUUCUUGCCAGUGAGGGCAUGGCCUGGUCGUCUGAGCUACCCACCAUUGAAGACACAAGUGACAUUCCAAAGCUGCUGCCUGCUGCGGUUGAGAAGCACCUCUCCAGUCAGUCCAGCGAGGGAAACGAUGAGAAGGAUUUAAAGUACCUCGAAGAGGCCUUGGAUGAUAUGGCUGCCCGUCUCAACAAGCUUGAAAGCAAGAUAGGAAGAUAG